Lactuca sativa (garden lettuce) is the source of this 813-nucleotide messenger RNA. NCBI's taxonomy places the organism in Eukaryota, Viridiplantae, Streptophyta, Magnoliopsida, Asterales, Asteraceae. The record is from RefSeq and is a predicted model, not a curated record.
AUGCUCGCUUGUGUCUCUGCAGCGAGUAAUGUUCUACAACAAUACAGGAAGAUUCCGUCUUCGGGUCCAAGGGAGCUUACGCCAGCCAUGGUUCACUCCAUUGAAGAGCUGACAAGCCAGCGAAAAGGGGAAAGAAAACUGAAACCCAGAAGUAGGCACAGUGAUUCAGAUUCAGAGUAUGUUCCUCCCAAACAUCAGUUUGCUCCUCUUUCAGAAUCCGAGAGCAAAAGCUCUGAUGAUGAGGCUUCGAGCCGAGGAGAUACUCUGCCUUGCUCCCCUACCCCAGAAGCUUCGGUUCUCUCUCCACCUCCUUCUCCUCCACCUGUUACCAUUCCAGUAUCCAUCCCUCCUAUAUUUCCUAUCCCAACCACUCAACCAUCCACUACAACUCCCAUCCCUACUCCUAUAUUCAUAGACACUACUACCACCACUACUACCAUAAGGGCUCAUUAUACAUCUCCCAAUCCACCCGUUACAACCAAACCACCAGUAACCACCGAACCUCCAACCACUACCAAACCCUUAUCUCCUACUCCAUCUAUAGAAACCACCCCAGUUCUAGGUGGUGAGGACUUGGAAUUUGAUUCCACGUAUUUUAGUCCUUACCGUGUCCAUAGUGAGGAUGAUGAUGAUGAGCCUGUUACAAAGCGUCAUCUCAAGGAAGUAAAAGAAAAACUCGAUCAACUGCUCUCAUCCUCUUCCUCUACAGCUUACUCUGAAGCUGCUUUAAAGGACUUGUUCUCAUCUGUCGUUCAAGAAGACAGCGCCUCGCUCUCUGUGGCCGCUAAAGCUAUUGAAGCCUCCACUUCUUAA